Molecule: messenger RNA, 3620 nt
Organism: Hyla sarda
Lineage: Eukaryota; Metazoa; Chordata; Amphibia; Anura; Hylidae
Gene: PLPPR4
Product: phospholipid phosphatase related 4
Exons: 7
Coding region: 296-2467 (723 amino acids)
Biological process (GO): phospholipid metabolic process; phospholipid dephosphorylation; signal transduction
Molecular function (GO): phosphatidate phosphatase activity
Source: RefSeq, a predicted model, not a curated record
GGGAGAGAGAAAGAGAGAGAGAGAAAAAGAGAGAGAGAAAGAAGAGGAGAGAAGAGAGGAGGAGAGAAGAGGAGAGAAGAGAGGAGGAGAGAAGAGGAGAGAAGAGAGGAGGAGAGAAGAGGAGAGGGGGUGAGGAGGAGAGACAGCGCCGGAUCCAGAGAGGAGAGACAGGGAAGAAGCCAAUGCUGCACACUCCAUAGGUGGCACCGGGGAAGGCUCCAUCCACCCUCAGCACAAGGGAAAUCACUCCCAACCCGCCCGCCGGAGAGCGAAGGAUCUGCGGAUAACAACAAACAUGUCUGCAAAGGAGAGGCAAAGGAUGCGGGUCACCAAAGACAGCGUCACCCUGCUGCCAUGCUUCUAUUUUGUGGAGCUGCCCAUCUUGGCCUCUUCGGUGGUGAGCCUCUACUUUCUGGAGUUGACCGAUGUCUUCAAGCCAGUCCAUUCGGGGUUCAGCUGCUAUGACAGAAGCCUCAGUAUGCCCUAUAUAGAGCCCACCCAGGAGUCCAUCCCCUUCCUCAUGUUACUUUGUUUGGCGUUCGCAGGACCUGCAGCCACAAUCAUGGUGGGUGAAGGCGUCCUGUACUGUUGUCUGUCCAAGAGGAAAAAUGGGAUCAGAGCAGAAGCGAAUAUCAACGCGGGCGGAUGUAACUUCAAUUCCUUCCUAAGGAGGGCGGUCAGGUUCAUAGGCGUCCAUGUUUUCGGCCUCUGCUCCACGGCCCUCAUCACCGACAUCAUCCAACUCUCCACUGGUUACCAGACCCCGUAUUUCUUGACCGUCUGCAAACCCAACUACACCUCCCUAAAUAUAUCCUGUAAAGAAAAUCCAUAUGUGCUAGAAGACAUCUGCUCCGGGCAGGACUUCGCCAUCAUAAAUGCCGGAAGGAAAUCGUUCCCUUCGCAACAUGCCACCCUGGCGGCGUUCGCAGCUGUUUACAUUUCCAUGUAUUUCAAUGCUACGCUGACUGAUUCAUCGAAGCUGCUGAAGCCAUUGCUCGUAUUCUCUUUCAUUAUAUGUGGGAUUAUAUGUGGCCUGACUCGUAUCACUCAGUACAAGAAUCACCCCAUAGAUGUUUACAGCGGCUUCCUCCUGGGUGGAGGAAUAGCCAUCUAUUUGGGACUUUACGCUGUCGGGAACUUUCAGCCCAGUGAAGACAAUAUUCCCCAGAAGCCUCCUCCUCCUCCUCCACUGAGGGAACCGCUGCGAUCAUUGACAGAGCUGACACAAGACGCAAGCCGGAUAUUACCGGGCAAGAACGGCAGCAGCUGUGACGGCAUUUCUUCACAUCCUUCGGAGAUCAUCUUAAACAGAAAUAACCGUGAAACGGGCUCCUUGACAAACAUCAAAAGAGCAAGUACAGAUGUAGAAGUUAUAACACCUCGAAGUCCCAUGGGCAAGGAGAACAUGGUCACUUUUAGCAAUACUUUGCCCAGAGUCCAUACCCCAUCAUUAGAAGACCCUGCAAGGAGAAACGCAACCAUUCAUGCCUCGAUGGACUCUGCCCGAUCUAAACAACUAUUAUCUCAAUGGAAGACCAAAAACGAAAGUCGGAAGCUAUCUUUGCAGGUCAUCGAAACAGAAUCUGGACUUUCACCACAAAGAAUCAUAGAAAUGAGAUCAAGCUCUGAGCCGGUGAGGGUUGGUGUCAAUGGAGACCACAUGGGACCAGGGAAUCCAUACCUUAAAUUACAACCCGGUAGUGUGCCGGGCUGCAAUAAUACCGGCAUCCCUGGGGGACCUAGAGUCUCAAUACAAUCCCGCCCUGGUUCUUCUCAACUGGUACAUAUUCCUGAAGAAACUCAUGAAAAUAUCAUUAGUACAUCGCCUAAAUGUAGUUCUGCCAGAUCAAAGUGGCUAAAGGUGGCGGAGAAAAGCGUUGCUUGCCGUAGCAAUAGUCAGCCGAGGAUUAUGCAAGUCAUAGCCAUGUCCAAACAGCAAGGGAUGCUUCAAGGUAGCCCAAAAAGUUCUGAGGGGAGUACGGUCAGCUGUACUGGAUCCAUCAGGUACAAAGCUCUGACAGAACACGAGCCGACGAAUAUUGUCCGGAUCGAAGCCCAUCCUGAAAACAAUAGACCCAUUAUACAGAUGCCUUUAGAGGGUGAAGGGAGCGGAUCUUGGAAAUGGAAAGCUCCCGAGAUAGGAACGUUACGUCAAGCCUAUGAACUGAAUGACCUCAACAGAGACUCUGAAAGUUGUGAGUCAUUAAAAGACACUUUUGGCACGGCUGAGAGAAAGAGGAGCAACAUCGACAACGAUCACCUCCUUCACGGAAUUACCACAAUACGAGUGACGCCAGUAGAAGGUAGCGAAAUCGGCUCAGAGACUGUAUCUAUAUCAUCAAGUCGUGACUCGACUCUAAGAAGAAAAGGCAACAUCAUCCUAAUCCCUGAGAGAAGUAACAGUCCAGAAAGCACUCGCAACAUCUUCUACAAGGGAACGUCACCAACGCGCACAUACAAAGAAUGAGAAAAAACUAGCAACGUUCCCAAUGAUAUUUUUUUUCUAGAGUGUAUUCUACUUUGACAAAGCUUGUGCUCUUAUUAGUUUUGGAGAUAAAGCAGAACAUGACCUUACACGUGCCAAAAUUACAAACGGUCAGGUGGUUUGUGGCUAAAGAAUGCCGAUGCGGACAACAUAAAAGACUCGAACGGGAAAGGGACAGCAGAAAAAGCACAAUGCAAAUAUAAAUGAAACCAAUGUGAAGGAAUAAAAAAAGCAUCAUACAAUCAGUUUGUUGUAAUAAUAAUAUUAAUAAAAAUUACUAUAAAGCAAAUAGAUAUUAAUAGAAAAAGAAGAAGAGAACGAAGAAACUUUAUUUCAUGAAUGUGCCAAUUCUGACAUUUUCUGGCCCUUAAACCUCAGAAAUUGUUUCAGUUGCAUAAAAAAAAUAGCAACAUUUUCUUUAUUGUAAAAUAUUUAGUUUUGCAGAUUAUGAACUAACAGGAGGAAGUCUCGAUGACAUAUCUGCACAAGAAUAUUGUUAUUAGGUUGUUUAUUUUACCGGUUCUUUCUGCUAGGACAGUAGUGAUCGCCUAUGUACAGAAUUCGACGUUCUGCUCCGUUAUUAUGGAAUAAUGGCACUUGACUUAUCAGGAUUUUGUGCAGAUCUGUCCUCGCGUUUUACUUUGACGAAGCGUGGGCGUAAAUCACUUACAACUCUCUAAUUGUUUUAUUUCGUCAGCUCGUUCUUCUGUAACCUGCUUAUUAUUACUAGGAGUGCACAUCGUACUUAAGAAAAGGUGCUCAGCGGUGGAGACGUUCUCAACGUCUUUCCACUCUUUACAUGAUUGUUCCUCAUAAUCUCAUCAAAACAGGGUUAAAGAAGAAAGUAUGUAAAAAAAAUAAAAUAAACAAAAAUAUAAAUAAAUAAUAAACGUUAAGACUUUUGGAGACAUCAAUAUGACAUAGAGAACACUGCCAGACCAAAAUGAUAGAAGAGGAAGAAGUUAUAUUUUCUAAAGUAUAAAUAUAAAGUUAUAAAGAUUUUAGCGAUAUUGAAAACAGUUGCACAUGUUUACAAAGUUGUGGAGGAUAAAUACAAAUAUAUAUAUAACAGAAAAGGAUAGUGGUAUGUACUGUGGGAAAUAUGUGUGGACUUAAAGGGGAACUCCAGAGGAAA